Toxoplasma gondii ME49 is the source of this 3018-nucleotide messenger RNA. RefSeq lists its product as hypothetical. NCBI's taxonomy places the organism in Eukaryota, Apicomplexa, Conoidasida, Eucoccidiorida, Sarcocystidae. The record is from RefSeq and is a predicted model, not a curated record. Gene Ontology annotation, biological process: negative regulation of cell population proliferation. Bases 1 to 3018 code for a protein of 1005 amino acids. The transcript has 5 exons.
AUGCAAUUAGACUUCUGCUACAUACACAUUCCACGACAGAUACAACAAGAUGAUGAGGAUGCCCUCGUCUUCUUGCACAAUGAUUCUGAUCUUCCGGCGACUUACUCUUGGCAAGCAGUAUCUCUAGCGGCAGCAGAAGGGAACACUUCCGCUUCAUGCCCAGCAGCCGCGCCUUCAUACAUGAGUGUGUCGUACUCACAGGGCUCUGUCGGGGAACUAAAGCCUCUCGCAAUUCGUUUCAGGCCCGAAUCCGGGACCCUUGCCCCACGUAGCCACCAGGCAAUUCGGCUCGACGUCGUGGCCCACAAAGUAGCCCCUCAGCUUCAGGCAGCUGCUGCGUGCUUCAUCUCCGGUCUCCUCAAUCCUCUGUACUUCAAAGUGGAGACACCCUGCAGGGGACUCCAGAUGAAAUUGGCCGUUCUCGAUGAAACGAGGUGGAAACGAGGUCUCCUCCUAGAGCCGCAACAAAAAACUAAUCAUGGGUACUCGACAGCUCCGGCUACGAGUAUUCGUGCAAGCAACGACACGGCUCUGGUGGCCGAGCCUAUGUCCGUCGAUGAGGGUAUUUCCAGAUUCCGGAACCCUGCCGUAUGUCUACCGGAGCUUUUGCCUGAUUGUGACCAGCUUCACGCCGCUGGUCUCGCCUUGCCGAGACAGAUUGAAAUGAAGGAUAGUUGGGAGGGAUGCAAUGGCCGUCCCAUCAUAAUGGACCCAAUUCGUAUUGACGAUCUGACUCCGGAAGAGCCAAAGCUCUUCUAUCUGGUCCUCUCCAAUGCCUGCUACAUCCCGGCAACUUUCUGCAUUUCAGCGGCGCGAUUCGCAGCUGUACCCGUUGACUGCGGCACUCCAGAGCACGCGGUUAGGCAGGGAGAGGACACGAAGAGGACAGCAACACUUCAAGUGAAGGAAACGCAGCUCCCAGGCGAUGGUUUGUCUUUUCGCGAAAUCCCAGCUGCUGUCCGUUCAAUUCAGUCAAGAACCCAAAGAAGCAUGCAAGAGCGUAGGAACACCAUAGCCGCUUUGCCACCAACGCAAGAAGGUGCCGUUUACUGGUGCCAUGAAGCAGGAGAUGUGCGAGGCCUUCCCUUGGAAGUUGAGCGAGUAUCAAGCAGACAGAACAAAGCAGCGAUCGAUGCAAAUUACAACCUCAGACAGGUUUUGCAUCGAUAUGUUAGCCACAGCAUUACAUCUACCAGGGAGCCACCGUCAUCGAAGGUCACUCCUCUCUUGAAUUGCGAUGCAUUUUUUGGCGCGCCCGGUUAUUUGUCCGCUGCUGGGCAGGAGCACUGUGCAGCGGCCACCGAAAGAGAGCGGAGAGCUCUCCUCCUCCCGGAGGAAACGGAUUCACGCGACCGAGCUACUUGGGGUUCUGUGGAGCGCGUACCUAAUGCGUGUUCUAUCGCAGCAUCCCAAGCCACGCGGCAGCGACGAUCCGCACAUGAUAAUCAACCCGCAAAUGAGGUGGCCAAUCUUCCUGCAGGUUUACCAGAAGAAUCCGACGAUGAGGAGGAAGACGCGUGGUGCGGGGAUUCUGCUCAUCCUGUUUCCGCUUUGGGAGGUGAGCAGGUAUCAGCGACGAGUGCCGUAAUCAGUACCCUAGCGCGAGACGCUCCCCAGGUAAACUGCGGAAAACGGUCAGGGAGAAGCAUCGAUGAGCCCAACGAUGGCGAAGGAACUGUUGGUGGGACCCUGUCUGCCCGGGCUCCUGUGGAGCCUGCACAAGCAUGUAACGGAGAGGCACAGAGGGUCCGCGACCGACAGUUUCCUCGUAAUGGAGACAGAACUGCAGGCAUACUGCUACCAAACGAGUCGAUACUUGUUCUGGAUGUUAAUGCCAGCUUUCAUGAGCCCCGCGUGGUUGUCGAGCAAUCACAGGAGGACGUCCACCCUGAUAGCGACGGCAAGAAAUCUUUUGACAUGCAUAUUGAGACCGGCAGCUCCCCGAACAGCCACUGCAGGGAGACCGACCCACUGUGCACGUUUACAGCCACGCCAUCGAGUGUUGUCGGGGCAAGUCCUUCUUCCACAAAUGGGGAAACGGAUCUAAAAUGUUAUCACCCCAUCAACCACUCACGACGCCAGGAUACGCUACGACAUACUGUGUAUCUGCAAAACCCAUUACCUUGCGACGUUCAUGUAAAAUUUCAUACUGAAGGAAAUUAUUUCAGCAUCACCGAAAUUAAGGUGGAUAGAAACAGUGCAGUCGGAGAGCCUUACAAUCCGAGAGCUGGCGAGGCGAUGACGCUCAGACCCGGACAGAGCGGCAAACUCCACCUGCGGUUCGAACCGCCUCCCUUGUCAUUCUGGAGCACACCACCUUUGACAGUUUUUCGGGCUUUCCUGGUUGCGUCGUUCCCGUCAGCCCCGUCAAACACCCGAGCACAGCGUUGGCCAUUAGCUGCGUUCUGCCGCCAGCCAGCCGUACGACUGCAGGAGUCGACUGGCGACGUUCACUCUCGCAGCAUCCCCGUAUCUGGAUAUGAUUAUCCCAUGGAUGUGGUCACACCUCUGGCUUACAAGCCGUCUCUGUUUCGCGUUAGUUUUGGUCGAGUGCACCUUGCCGCGCGAAAGGCUGUCAAGCGAACAGUCGUGCUCUCCAACAGUUCUCUGGUCCUGGCUAAGUGGUCAAUUUCCCAUCUGCCGAGGGACACGACCUGCGCUAUGGGCGCGACCCGGCCCCCCUUCCCCUCGACAAGUGGUCACCGCAAAACACGCACUGGAAAUUCAAGCCAACUUACAUUAUGUAAUAAUACAGAGAUGCCCGCUGACGACGCAUCUGCUUUCCGGUUCGAUAUUCGUGACGGUGUCUUGGAACCUUGCAAUAAUGGCUCUGUGGGCAGCUUUCCAAAAGAAGUCUCCUCAGGGAAAGGAGAAAGCCACUCAAUAGCUAUUUUCUUCAAGCCACGGAAGGCAGCGUUUCACCGGUCCAGGUUUCAAAUAUGCGUCGAGUAUGGACAGUCCGUUGAGUUUGAGCUCGAGGGUGUCGGAAGCAUCGACGAGGAAGACGAUGCUUCGUAA